Messenger RNA from Lactuca virosa, 3735 nucleotides. The record is from the annotation of a GenBank genome assembly. NCBI's taxonomy places the organism in Eukaryota, Viridiplantae, Streptophyta, Magnoliopsida, Asterales, Asteraceae.
AACGUCAAUAAUUAAUGAAAUAGAAAAUUCGACGACAUCCACAACGGCACCACCACCAUCCAAUUGCCAAAGCUGCCAUGGAUAGGCAAAGCUACAAUCAUGGAGGAUCUUUGCUCUAUCAAAGCCUAACAUCAAUAUGGACACAAGCAGAAACACCAAGAUAAAGAUUCACGUCUCUAACUUUAGUUAAACCUAUUUUUGAGAAUUCGAUACUAUUUUCUAGAAAGUACAAGAUUGUAUUGAAUAAUGGGUUCUUGGUCGUUGUCAGCAUCUUCACAACUACAUGUAGCAGUGCUUUCUCAAACUCUCAGCUUUCUCUUUUUCCUCUUCUUUUCUAAUGGAGCCUUAGGGGUUACUUUAACUAUUGUAAACGAAUGUGGGUUCACUAUUUGGCCCGCAAUCAUUAGCAUUCAGAGUAUAAAUGAAACCGGAUUUGAGCUCACAAAGGGUAGUUCUCGCUCUUUUCAAGUUCCUGCUAUCUGGGAUGGUAGUAUAUGGGGUCGGACCGGUUGCAACUUCGAUAGCUCAGGUAAAUGGUUGUGUGCCACAGGUGACUGCGGCACCAAUGAAUUCAUGGAGUGUAAUGUAUAUAAAAGCAUACCUGCAGUCAUACCACCGGCCACAGCUGCUGACUUCAGUAUCAAUCAAAACCAGGAUUUUUAUGAUGUCAACAUUGCCGAGGGCUACAACUUGCCAAUACUUGUGGAGGCCACUGCCGGUUCAGGUUCUGGAUUAAGUAGUUGUGCAAAGACCGGUUGUGUUGAAGACUUGAAUCAGCGGUGUCCAAAGGAGCUAAGUUCAGCCGAUGGAAAGGUAUGCAAGAGUGCUUGCUUAGCUUUUGGCUCUCCAGAGUAUUGUUGCACUAACUCGUUCUCGUCACCCUCAUCGUGCAAGCCAACAGCAUAUGCUCAGUUGUUUAGAUCAGCCUGCCCAAGAUCGUAUAGUAACACAUACGAUCUACAGACUACUACAUUUAGGUGUAAAGGUGCCGAUUACACCAUCAGAUUUUGUGCUGCUGCCGAUUCAUUUUCAACAAUCAAACUUAGUGGCCAACUCAAAUCUACAGACCAGCUUGUUUCCACACGUGGAAAUUUCACAUUAGGGUUCUUUGGUGAAGAUUACAGUUACUUGGGAAUAUGGUACACAAACGAUGUUCAAUCCACAAAAGUGUGGGUAGCUAAUCCAAAUGCACCAAUCAUAUCCACCUCAGGCGCUCAUACCUUAUCCAUCAGUGCCAAAACCGGAGACUUGAUCAUCAGUGAAGGAUGGAGAACUCUAUUCAGCAUCACCGAUGUUAAAAUUGGUCCAAACGCAAAUGUGACUGCAACCCUCGAAGAUAAUGGUAACUUCCGGCUGAUUAACCAAGUUGACAAAAGGGUUUUGUGGCAGAGUUUUGAUCACCCAACCAAUGUGCUACUACCUGGCAUGAAGCUCGGGUAUGACAUGACAACAGGGCGGAAUUGGACUCUGACCUCUUGGUUGAGCAAUGAAAUCCCUAAAUCAGGACCUUUUACUUUGAGUUGGGAACCCACUCAAAAAGCAUCCCAGAGGUUAAUGAUUCGACGACGAGGACGACCCUACUGGACUAGUGGGACUCUAAAUAAUCAAAUAUUUCAAUAUAUGUUUGCAUUGAAUGGCCCAGGUAGUCAAUCUAUGUAUAAUCUCACUUCUGUAUACAACAAUAAAGAAAGAUACUUUAGCUAUGAUGGUAGUACUUCUGUUUUACCCAUGUGGAUUUUGACACCAAAAGGCCAAAUUAGAGAUAUUAAUAACGCUACUGUUUGGAGCCCUGCGUUUUGUUAUGGCUACGAUUCUGCUAAUGGUUGCGUGGAGUCGAUUUUUCCUCAGUGCAGGAGAGAGAAUGAUAAUUUUAGUAAAAAGAAUGGGGAUUUUGCUCAGGACAUGACAGAAGGUGUUAUUGAUGGGAACUCAAGCUUAAGCAUUAACGAUUGUUUUGUUAUGUGCUGGAAUGAUUGCAAGUGUGUGGGGUUUAAUAGUAAUACCACAAUAGGAACUGGUUGUGUAAUCUGGAAAGGAAUCAAUAGGUUUUCGGUUAAUCCUCAUGAUAACUCUACAUCAAAGUAUGUGAUCAGCCAAAAUCCAGACAAUCGAAGUACAGGAAACAAUACACAAAAGAGCAAGAAUUGGAUAUGGAUAUCCAUUAGUGUGUCCAUUCCUCUUGUUUUACUAGGUUUUGGGGCUUUAUGUUAUAUAAAGAAGAGAAAGCAUAGACAAAAAGAAUACCAGAGACGGAAGAGAGAUGAAUAUUUCGUGGAGCUGACAACUUCUGAAAGCUUCAAGGAUGUACAUCAGCUUGAACCAAAUGGUGUGAAAGGAAAUGAUUUAUUAUUAUUUAGCUUUGCCUCUAUCAUGGCUGCCACCAAUGAUUUCUCAGUGGAAAAUAAGCUCGGACAAGGUGGUUUUGGACCUGUUUACAAGGGAAAACUAAGUGAUGGGAAAGAAAUUGCAAUCAAAAGGCUUUCAAGAACAUCAAGGCAAGGGCUUGUGGAAUUCAAGAAUGAACUAGUACUCAUAGCCAAACUCCAGCAUACAAAUCUUGUUCGAGUUCUGGGUUGUUGCAUUCACGGGGAAGAAAAGAUGUUAAUAUAUGAAUAUAUGCCCAACAAAAGUUUAGAUUUCUUUGUAUUUGAUGAAAACAGAAAGGCAGAGUUGGAUUGGCCUAAACGAUUUAUCAUCAUUGAAGGAAUUGCUCAAGGGUUGUUGUACUUGCAUAAGUACUCAAGAAUGAAAGUUAUUCAUAGAGAUCUGAAAGCUAAUAACAUUCUUUUAGAUGAGAGUCUGAACCCCAAGAUUUCUGAUUUUGGUAUGGCAAGAAUAUGCGAGCAAAAUGUGACUGAGGCAAUGACUAACAGGGUGGUUGGAACAUAUGGUUAUAUGUCUCCUGAGUAUGCAAUGAGGGGGGUUUUCUCAAUCAAGUCCGAUAUCUUCAGCUUUGGAGUCUUGAUCCUAGAAAUUGUCAGUGGAAGAAGAAAUAGUAGCUUCGUCAAUCUUGAUGACACAUACAGUCUUAUUGGAUAUGCAUGGGAGCUAUGGCAACAAGGGCAUACAUUGGAAUUCAAGGAUCCUACAUUGGGAAAUGCUUGUGAUGUACAGCAAUUCUUGAGGACUGUUCAUGUUGCCCUUCUCUGUGUACAAGAGAAUGCAAUAGAUAGGCCAACAACAUCCGAGAUGAUCUCCAUGCUUCUCAAUGAAUCCAUAUCAUUACCCACUCCAAACAGACCAACAUUUUUGAUAGGUGGAGGGGACUCAAAUUCUACUUCAUAUGAAACCAAGGCAGAAGAUUUCUCCGUGAAUAAUGUAACCAUCUCUGUUGUGGGGGGUCGAUAGGGUAUGAACGUAGCUACAACAUAUCAUUCUUUGUGAAACCUUUCUGUAAUAUAGUUGGUAUUUAUUCAUGUUUGUAGGAGGUACAAUUCCAUUUUUUCAUACCUGCUACAUGCAUGCAGAAUUGCCACUUCAGAAUAUAUAAAGUACCUCUUUACAAGUCUAUCUGCAUUAAAUAUGUUGAUAAAUAACAUUUUGUGGAAACUUCUGGAUAACAGAUUCAUUAUUAGCUCAAUUUCAAAGCUUUCUGAGUUUAGGAAGUCUGGCGUUUAUGCAGCCUGAUUGGGGAGGAAACUGGUAACUUAUCAUAGAAGUAAUGGAUGUUACUAGCUAGUCUUAUAAUCAUAUCGUUCAUGUAUCAUUGUUUAUGUUCCUUAUUGUUCCCCUGGG